Messenger RNA from Thecamonas trahens ATCC 50062, 4217 nucleotides. RefSeq lists its product as uncharacterized. The record is from RefSeq and is a predicted model, not a curated record. The coding region runs from base 78 to 3860 and encodes 1260 amino acids. Lineage: Eukaryota; Apusomonadida; Apusomonadidae. The transcript is spliced from 2 exons. Gene Ontology annotation, molecular function: protein binding.
UCGGCCUGUUGGCCUCUCCGUCCGCACCCCUGUUACCCGCGUGCCUUGUUGUGCCCGUGCCCAUCCUCCGCCACAGCAUGGAUGCACCACCGCUGACCCGUGCACCGCGCGCCGCAACCCAGCCCGCUCGCUCUCUCGAGACUGCGCUCGAGGACAUGCGUGGCGAGGAGAAGGCGCCGCUCGAACCCGAGUCAUCCGAGUCGGUCUUGGGUCGGGACGGCCUCGCCCCGGUCACCGAAGCUGACCUGGCCAAGGCUCAGGGCGAGCUCGCACGGCACCAGGCCGAAGUAGCGCGGAUGAAGGAGCUGGUUCGCCGAAAGCAGGCUACUGAGGACAAGAUGCGUGCCGCACAGCUCGAGGCCGCCAUUGCUGAGGCUGGCCGCCGCAUGAACGGCGCGCAGGCCAAGCGCACGGACCUUGCCAAGGAAGUCGCUGCCCUGCAACGAGCCAAGGCCCAGCGCGAGCGCGAAGAGAACGUCAUGGACUCUGCGCUGGAGGACAAGGAGCUAGAGAACCAGGCUGAGCUCAUGGCCCUGCAUCGGGUCCGACUCGAGGAGGUCCGAGCCGAGAAGGAGCGCAUGGCCCGCGAGCUGCGAGUCCGACAGUAUGCGCUCGAGUCAAUCCAAGAGCUCAAGACCAACGACACGCUGCUCUACGCUGGAACGAUGAAGCAGCUGCUGGCCAAGGCCGACCUCCUUGCUGAGGAGCUCGAGAAUCAGGCCGCUGGUGACGACCGGCUCGCGGCGUACGCCAAGGAGCUGGCCACAGAGCCCGAGGGUCGCGACGGCUUCCGGGUCAUCGACGAUGUGCUCGUCCAGCGCGCUGCUGCGCGGUCGCGCAAGGCUCGCUCCACGGUGGCAAGCACCAAGAAGCUUAACGCAGAGCGGGCCGCGCUGCUGGAGAAGCGAAAGGCACUGAUGGCAUCCAAGGCUGAGCACAACGCCAUUGUCUCCAAGGGUCUCGAUUUUCUGGUCGAGAUGGAGCUGGGCAACGCUCCGCCACGCGAGUUUAUCCUCUCAAACAUGGAGCUCUCCGAAGCCGACUUUGGCGAGCCGCUCCGCCCUGGCUCGCGCCGCGGCCGACGCGGGCCGGGCGAACCACUUGCCGAUGCCGAAGUUGACGAAGAGGUGACGGCUACCGUCCGCCGCGUUGCCGAGCGCAUCGAUGCGGACGUGCAGCGGCUCGAGGCGCUCAAGGCAGACCAUGCCUUGCUGCAGGCGGCGGCCACGCCGUGGACCUACUCGGGCGAGUGGGCCAAGGAAACGCUGCCGCCAGCAUCGCAGCCACUUUUUGACGCUCUGGUCCCGAUUGUGAACGCCAUCGUGAACUCGGCACUCGCGGCGUCGGCUGCCAAUGCCCUUCCAGACAUCGAGGUCCUCCGCGCAGAGCAGGCCAAGUGGCAGGAAGAGCAGGCUGCGCUCCUCGACCAGAUGGUGGCCGAGGCCGAGGCCAAUCGCGCACACAAGAUUCUUGCCGACCUCAUCACCGAAGUCGUUCACGAGCUCGCACUGGAUCUAUGGCACGAGAUGAUGGCCAUCGAUGGCCUUGCCGACUCCCUCUCUUCGGGCCUCAUUGUCUCGGUCCUCGUCUCGCGCUUUGGCUCCUCGCAGCACGCGACCAUGAUCCGAGAGUCGCUGCAGGAGAUCCAGCGAGCCAAGCUCAAGGCGAGGCCAACAACGUUUGUGCACAGGCUUAAGUUGCGUCCACGCGACGAUGCGCGUGCAGCUGUCCGGGCAGCCGACGGUGCCUCGACGACCGCUGCCGCCGCUGCGCUCGCUGCUGCCGACUCGGACUCGGAUUUCGAGUCGGAGUUUGCCGACGAUCUCGACGUCCUCGACCUGGCCUCCAUCCCUGUGGUACAGGUCCUUGCAGCGUACGCCGAGGCUGAGGCGUCGUACUGGUCGUUUGUUGACUUGCUCCCUGCCAACUUUGACGUGGCGUCGGGCGGCGUGACGUGCUCGGCCUUUGCGCCGUCGGGCUCGCAUCUUGCACUUGCGCUCUCGACCGGUACGCUCCGCGUGGUCAAUAUGGACGAGGCGGGUAGCCCGAUGCUGCUGCGUGAGUCCAAGUCUUCCUUUGCGCCGCCGGUCUCGCACAUGGCGUGGUCGGCCGACGGUUCGCGGCUGCUGGUACUCGAUGCGCGCUUCAAUCUCAAGAUCUUCUCUAUGCAUCCGGAUCCUGUGGCGGUAGCCGAGUCGUCCUCGGCCCGCACCGCACUGCGGACCAAAGACGGCGAGUUUGCUCUCCCACCGCUCACGCUCGUCGCAGCGCUACGUAAGAACCAGUUUGGCAUCAGGGGCAUGACCGUGCUGGACACGACCGAUGGCGACGGUAACCUUGCAGAGGCCGAGGUACUGCACGCGGCAGCGGGCAGUGGGACGGCCAAAGCCAAAGCCAAGGCCAAGCGCAAGAAGCGCAAGGGCGAAGCUGGCGAUGGCCCAGGCGGGGCGGCCAGUGUCGCGAGCGGUAGCAAGCGGUUGCUCCCUGUCGCUGCGGCUGGCAUCCGCGCGCUCGCCUCCGGCGACAUCCUGGUGGCUUCGUCGCCGCUGGCGGCGUCGGUGGUCUACCUCCCCCUAGUUGCGUCGCGACGAAUGCUGCCGCUUGCAGGCCGGCUCAAGGCCGAGCUGUUUAAGGGUCACAGCUCGCCGCCGGUGGCAGUGGUCUUUCCAUCGGUCGGCCCGACCAUGAUCUCGAUCGACGUCUCAGGCGUGCUGCACUUGUGGGACUACGCAGUGACGCAGCUCUCGGGCUUUGGCUGGUACACUCCUUCGCACUCGGUCAGGCUUGAUCUUGUGGACGCGUCGUGGGCGCCUGCAUCGUCGGCGCCGCCUCCGGUAGUCCACUUUGCCACCGAGUAUGCGCUUGCACACGAUGACUCGCUCCGCGUACCCGAUCUCGACCGGUCGUCGAUGCACGAGUCGAUGCCGCAGGCGCUGGCGGAGCUGGCGGAGCUCGGCCUCGCCGAUGAGCCGUGGCACUCUGCGCCGGGCUCGGGCGGGCUCACUCACCAUGUCUACCGGCCGCGCGUGCUCCCCAGUCGUGUUGCCGUCUUUCACACUCUCACGUUUACCGACGGUAGCGUUCUCGUGGCGCACCGGUCACAGCUCUACGCCGUCUCGCACAACCGCGGAGUGGUGCUCGACGCGCAGCUGACAGCUGCGCGCAACCAGCUCAUUGUGCUUGUGCACAUGCCGGCGCUCCUGCCGAAUCCCGGGCGGGUCUUGUUUGUGAUCUACGACCUGGCAUCGGGCUCUCUCACGGCGCCGCUCAUCACCCACGACCUCGGGUCGGAGCACCUCGCGCACGGCUCGUUUGUGGUGAGCCCAGUGCUUGACGUCACCGGUGCCGACUAUGUUUACGCACUCCUCAACAACGCGGUCCACGUGUUCAGCCUGGCGACUGGGCUCGCGGUCCGCGACCCGGUCCAGGUCUUUCCGCGCAACGACAUGCGGCAGCUGUCGUCGAUCUCGGUUUCGGCCGACGGCACGCUCCUCACAGUGGCGUGUCCGACAGUCUCGACGCUGCUUGUUCUCCAUGUCGAGGACAAGAACGGGCCAGGCGACCGGGCGGCGUUGGCGCGGACGGCGCCUGCGGUCCGGCGCAACCUGUGCCCGCCCGAGGCCCGCAUCCGCAAGCACGUGUGGACGUUUUCUGCUGGUCCCGGCCAACCGGCGACGCCGCAUGCGAACGCGCGCCGGGUCAUUGCCUCGUGGGUGCAGGAGAUGGUUGAGGCGGCGUGCGCGAGUGGCGGGGAGCGGCGUAGCGUGGCGCGUGAGCGGAGCGGCCGGCGGCGGCUGCGGCGGACCCGCACGUCGUCGUCGCGGACGGCGGGAGUGUCUAGCCCUGCAGCGAAGCCUUGAUGGCCUGCAUCCGCUCGAUGUCCUCGGACGAGAGACCAGCCUGCGCAAAGUGGCGCUCGUCGAGUACCUGCUCUGAAGCAGCUUCAUCGUCCGACUCGGUCCACACGUCGUCGCCCGGCGCGCCGAGCCCGCCACCCAUCACCACGUACUGCAGCAUGGGGUCGGCCGGGAUGACCGGAAUGAGCAGCGACUCGUCGGGAAGGAUAGACGCGCGGAGGACGUCAGGAGCGAGGAGCGGGACCGAGGCAGCGCAGCCCGAGGCGCUCGCGUGGGCAUCAAACGAGCCGUUGGGCAGCGAGACGGCGCAGAACGGGCAGCGGCCGGCGGCCACCUGCCGCCGCACGUGGUUGACCAUCU